AGGGGCAGAUGGGGAUGCCACCUUAAGAAAGUAGUGCAGUAUCUGCAGUACUGACUGCAUGAGUGUUCCUGUGUACUAUCAGAAGUGUAGAGGACUAUAGAAAGGUACCAUGGCUUCCCUUAGUCCUUUCGAACGGUCCAGUAAGGACAUUAUGAAUGUGAUGCAGAGGCUGCAAGAUGAACAGGAGUUGGUACAGAAAAGAACUUUCACAAAGUGGAUUAAUUCUCACUUGGCAAAGCACAAACCUCCCUUUGAAGUCAACGACCUCUUUGAGGACAUUAAGGAUGGGGUGAAACUGUUGGCUCUGUUAGAGGUGCUGUCUGGACAGAGAUUACCAUGUGAGCAGGGCCGGCAACUGAAAAGGAUCCACUGGGUGUCCAACAUUGGCACUGCACUGAAGUUUCUGGAGGGCAGAAAAAUCAAACUAGUCAAUAUUAAUGCCACCGACAUCGCUGAUGGACGCCCAUCCAUUGUCUUGGGGCUGAUGUGGACCAUUAUCCUCUAUUUCCAGAUUGAGGAGUUGACCAGCAAUCUGCCAGCCCUUCAGGCUUUAUCCAGCAGCACAUCUUCCGUGGAGAGCAUGGCCAGCUCAGAGACGGGCAGCCCACCCUUGAAACGCAAGGUGGUCACCAAGUUUCAGAGCAAUGCCAAACGAGCCCUGCUCAAAUGGGUCCAAAGCACAGCAACCAAGCAUCUUGGGAUUGAAGUUAAAGACUUUGGUCCUAGUUGGCGCAGUGGUGUGGCCUUCCACUCCGUUAUACAAGCAAUACGGCCAGAACUCGUUGACAUGGACCUUGUAAGAAGAAGAAGUAACCGUGAGAACCUAGAAGAAGCAUUCAGUGUGGCAGAGAACGAGCUUGGAAUACCACGUUUACUAGAUCCUGAAGAUGUGGAUGUGGAUAAGCCUGAUGAGAAAUCAAUAAUGACAUAUGUAGCUCAGUUCCUGAAGCACUACCCAGACCCCCACCAAUCCAAGACAGAUGGACUGCAAGAAGAGAAAGAGGAGAGGAAUGUGCUGAGAGAGGUGAAGAUCUGGCUGGAUCAGCUGGACAGAGAUAUACUGCGCGCACAGGGUUCUGAAGAGAGUCUCACUGACAAAUAUCAGGCCUUUAAGAGCUUCCGUGUGCAGUAUGAGAUGAGGAAAAAACAGAUUGAGUCUCUUCUGCAGCCGGUACACAGAGAGGGCAAACUAUCAGUGGACCAGGCGGUCGUCAAACAGUCCUGGGAUCAUGUGUCUGUCAGGCUCUUAGACUGGCACAUCCACCUGGACAAGUCUUUGCCUGGCCCUCUUGGAGUGAUUGGUGCCUGGCUGCAUCGUGCAGAACUUGCCCUGAGAGAAGACGUGCCCAUUCAACAGGCCCAUGAUGAGACCGCCAACAUCAUCCACAGAAAACUGGAACAGCACAAGGAGGUGCUGAAGAAUUUGGAAGUACACAGACAGACAUUUCAACAAAUUCACAGAGACAGAUCCGUAAACGGUGUCCCAGUUCCCCCAGAGCAGCUGCAGGACAUGGCAGAAAGAUUUCAUUUUGUGUCCACAUCAUCUCAUCAUCUGAUUAAACUUGAAUUCUGGGAGAUGAAGUAUCGCCUGAUGGCAUUUCUUACCCUGGCGGAGUCGAAGCUUAAAUCUUGGAUCAUUAAAUAUGGCAGACGUGACUCAGUGGAGCUUCUCCUGCAAAAUUAUAUUGCAUUCAUUGAAGGUCAUAAGUUCUUUGAGCUAUAUGAAACCACGUUUAAGAGUCUGAAACAAGCUGCAGACACCUAUAUGAAAUCUGGAGCUUCAGCUGAAGAGGGUGAAGGGGUAAAUAAGUUUCUGAGCGAUGCGACGGCGCAGUGGAAGAACCUGUCGGUGGAGGUCCGCAGUGUACGCAGCAUGCUGGAGGAAGUCAUCUGUAACUGGGAGAAGUACAGCAGCAUGGUGGCCAGCCUGCAGGCCUGGCUGGAGGAUGCAGAGAAGAUGCUUAAUCAAUCAGAGAGCGACAAACGGGAUUUUUUCCGGAAUCUUCCACACUGGAUCCAACAGCACAUGGACAUGAACGAUGCUGGAAACUUCCUGAUUGAAACAUGUGAUGAGACUGUGUCCAGAGAACUGAAACAACAGCUGCUACUCCUCAACGGCAGAUGGAGAGAUCUGUUCAUCAAAGUCAAACAUUAUGCAAGAGCAGAUGAAAUGGACAAACUGAGGAAAGAUUAUGAAGAUGGUAUUGAUGCUUUAAAAACAUUUAUUGACACGGCCAACGAAAGGAUGAACACUCCAGUCCAAGUGUCUUUCCUAAACAUAAGGACAUAUCUACAAGAUGUUGAGGACAUGAAGCACAAAUUGCCAUCCAUGGAGGCUGCGUAUAAAACAGUGACACGUAACGCACAACAGCUGACCAAAGACUUCCCCGAGGAGGAGGUGGCACAGAUGCUGGCUACCAUGACAACCAUUAAAGAUGAGCUCAGCAAGAUACGGGAGAGAGCUCUGCCUCUGCUGAGAGAUUCCCAAGCUAUGCUGCCUCCUCUUGAGGAGAUGGAGAAACAUAUCACUGGGUUUUACCAGUCACUAGAGAAGGCAAGCCGCAUCACUUCCUCCCGGGACUCUGAGGCUCAAGGAGACUUCAAGCUAAAGUGUCAGGAGCUGGUGACGUAUCAGCAGAGCUGUAAAAAGUGUCUUGCAGUGAUUGAUAAAAACCAUCAGGUCAUUUUGAAAUCUUUGGACAUCAGCAAGACCCUCAAACACCUGGACACAUCACUGCUGGAAAGAAGAAUCACUGAGCUUCAGGCUUCAUCACAGGCCAUGGUUAAGGAAACCACAGAGUGGAAAAGACACAUUGAGGCGAACAGCAGCCUGAUGAAGAGUUUUGAGGAGUCUCGAGUAGAGCUGGAGAAGGUUCUGAAAAUAGCUCACAGCUCCAUGACUGAGAGAGGAAACCCAGAGGAGCUUUUGAAAAAGCACACGGAGUUCUUCGGCCAGCUGGAUCAGAGUGUUCUCAAUGUGUUCCUCAAAGCCUGUGAUGAACUCACAGAUAUUCUGCCGGAACAAGAACAUCAGAAUCUACAGGAAACAGUCAGGAAACUACACAAAGAGUGGAAGGAUGUGCAGACAGAGAUUCCCAAUCACCUGCUUCAUCUGAAGGUGGAACUGGAGAAGAAUCAUCUGAUGACAUCACUGCAGGAGUGCCAGUCUGAACUGGCUCGAGAGAACCGCAGUCUGCCCAGCAUGGGAAGUGAGAGAUUAAUCAAAGAGCACAGGAUGUUUUUUAAGGAAAAGGGUCCACAGGCUCUUUGUGAGAAGAGAUUGCAGCACAUGGAGGAACUCUGUCUGAAGCUUCCAGAGAGCAAACAGACCCUCCAGACUCUGGAAAACUCCAAAACAGCGUUUGCUGAUGUCAAAGAGGAGAUUGAGAGCACACAUCACAAACUCAUGCAGCACCCUGACAAAUGGAAGGAGUUUAACACUAGAUUUUCUGAACUGUCUUCCUGGGUUACAUCAAAGGAGAGUCAACUCAGACUUCUACGAAGCAGAGCUGGAGACCCCAGCAAGUUUGGCCAGGUCAAAUCGACCAUUAAGAGCCUGAGAAAUGAUGCCGAACUUCAGGAAGGGAAUCUAAGCUGGUUGAAGACUCGUUUGGCUGCUCUGAUUGAGGUUUGUACAGAGAGUGACGCCCAGCGAGAGGGAGCCGCCCUCAGCAAACUCUCCAAUGACUUUAAGGGCCUUCUCAUGUCCCUUUCUGAGUCAGAGAAAUUGGUCCUGGCUGUGGGCGACUGCGUUCAGUUCAGAGAGGAGGUGAAAACCACACUGGAGGAGUUGACUCAGGGUCAACAGGAGCUGCAGACAAACAUCAGUAAGAUUCUGGACUCAGAGUCUGUGAGAGAAGCACAACAACUGCUGCUGCUACUUCAGCAACAACAGAAGCGUCUCCGGUUGAAGAGGAAGGAAACGCAAGAGCAGAUAAUCCGAGGAAAGCAGCUGCAGAUAGAGGAGGGCCUGGAGGAGAGCUUACUGGAAGAUCUGGAGAAACUGGAGACCACCCUCAACAAAAUGGAUCAAAGCACUGAAUCACAGGAACAGAACCUCGAGGCGACUUUAGCUGCUUGGCAGGAGUUUGACGGUCAGCAGGCAGCAGUGAGGGAGUUUGUGGGUAAAGUGCGAUCGUUCACAGAGAGAGAGAUGAUCUUCAGCACUCCAGAGAGUCUAACCACAGAGCUGGAGCAGACCAAGGAACUGGUAAAACAGUGUGAAACAGAGUCCAAACAGGUGAACACACUUCUAAAGAGGGCUGCAGAGAUCCAGCUGGGCCCCAAAAAUCAGUGUCUCCUGCAGGAUCAAGCCCGAGCUCUGAGUGAACAAGUGGACAAAGUUGAGGCUGGCCUCAAGAGAGAUGUGAAGACAUUAGAGGGGAUGAAACAUCAGUGGGACUCAUUCGGGAGUGAGUUUGAAGAGUUUUCCGCAUGGAUAACGGAGAGAGAAAGAGAACUGGAUGCUUUGAAAAGCUCCAGUGCACCUCUGGACCAGCAGAUCUGUACCGUAAAGAUGAUCAGAGAUGGUCUUCAGAAGAGAGCAGAGGUCCUUUCCCAUCUAGAGGAGAAGUCUCAAGGACUGAUCCAGUUUGUGUCCUCUGGCGAGUCUGCAAGAAUCAAAGCUCGCCUGACUCAGAUCGGCAGGUACUGGGAGGAGCUUAAGGAGAGUGUGGAACAUUUGAAUGGACAGUUGGAAGAAAGCUCCUCCCACCAGAUUAAGUUUGAUGCCAAUCUUCAACAGGUCCAAUUAGAGGUUAAAGACAUCCAGAGGAAACUAGACAGCCCUGUCACUUCCUGUGUGUCUUUAUCUGAGACCUACAAAACUCUGCAGUGUCAUAUGGAUGUGUUCCAGUCCCUGGAGAAGCUCAAGGCCACCCUGCUGUCACUGUGUGCUGGAUCCCGCCGGCUCAGUGAGAGAGAGAAAGCAGAGAAAGCAGUGGCAGCCCUUCAGCAAACUUGUGAACAGUGUUUAAAACAGGCCAAAGUGAAACAGAGCCAAAUGGAGAGCCUUCUGUCGCUUUGGCAGACAUACGAAAAGGAUCGAUCUUCCCUGCAGUCUUGCCUGGAGCGGUGUGAAUCUGUAUCCAGCUCUGAUACUCAGUUCCUCCCUGUCGACAAACUAAAGCUUAAUGGAGAACUGCUGGAAUUGAAACAUCUACAGAGUGAAUUUAAGUCAUUGGAAUCAGUUUACGAAAGGCUGAUAGCCCAAACGCCAACUCUUUACACCACUGCAUCAGAUGAACAUGUGAAAACUCUCAAAGAAGACAUUGAGCAGCUUGAGAAAAGAUGGAGCUGUCAGACCACAGCCAUACCUCACAGAAUCCUAGUGCUUCAGAAUCAUCUAACUCAGGUGGAAGAGUUUAAUCAGGCCUUACAGAAGUUCUUCAAAUGGGGUGAAUCUUUCCUUUCGUCUUUACACUCGUCUUCUCAUGUUGACAUCACUGACCUGAAGCCUUCCACCAAUGAUGCCAAGGAUUGGAGAGAGGCACUGCAAAAACAAAGCAUUGUAAGACAGAGUUUUCAGCAGCAAACUAAGGCCUUAUGUGACAUUUGUGAGCCCGCUGAGGUCCAGCAGCUUCAGGGAAGGUGGGAGAGCUCCUUGCAGCCAUACCUGGAAGCCCAUCAGCUGGUUGAACUACGUGGUGAGAGCCUGGAAAAGCUAGAAGCCUUCCUUCACACCCACAGUGUGGCAGCUGGUGUUCUUCAAGGUCUCAGACAGACCGUGGAGAGCGCUGGGAGCUGGGACAAGAGCCGGGUGGAUGAGCUGCAGCGAGAUCUCGAAGCCAUCGUUCCUGAUAUCAGUCGCCUCGAAACACUCGGCGUGAACCUGGACGGCAGUCUCUGUAAAGCUCACCUCCACCUCAACAACGGGAAGGAGGGACGCGCCUCAUGCCGCUCAUUGGCUGACUCGUUGAGUGUGGAGCUUGACUCAGUGAGGAGCUUGCUGGGCUUGAAGCAGAGCGAGGCGGAGGCUUUGGGUGCUCUCUGGAGCUCGUUCAGACAGCGCAAAGAGCAGCUGCUCAAAACGGUGGAGGACAUUGAGGAGAAGGCUGAUCAACAGGGCUUGAGAGAGCCCAAUGUUCUUACUCUACAGCAGAGACUUCGAUUUUUCAAUCAGUUGGAGGAUGAGCUCCAGUCCCAUCAGCAUGAAGAACAAUGGCUUAGAGAUAAAGGUCAGCAGCUGGCACAGAGAGAUGCAGAGCUGGGUGGUGAAGUAUUGAGAGAGAUUAACCUGCUUCAAACCACCUGGGAAGACACCAAAAGACUGAUCACUGAAAGACAAGAGCGGAGCUGUGUUUUGGUAGAACUCAUGAAAGACUAUCAAAGUCUGAAGUCUUCAAUAAACUCAAUAUUGGAGAGUGCUGAUGCUAUAGCUGACAUUAAAGCUAUCCUAAAAGACCAAGAGGACACCCGCAGAUCCCUGUUAAAGCAAGAAGCUGUUAAAGCCGAGAUGGCCGGUAAACAGGAUGUGCUUGAGCAAUUCUCUAACAAGGGCAAGAAGCUUCUAAGUGAAUUAAACAAGAUCCCUGAUUGUGACACCCAGAAUGUGAAAACAGAAAUGGAUACCACCGUGGACCAAUGGCUGGAUGUGUCAGAGAAAAUCGAGGACAAUCUGGAAAGUCUCCAGCGGAGCUCUGCUUUGUGGGAAGACAUCUAUGAAAUCAGCACCGAGAUUGAUAGCUGGUCCAACAGAUCCAUUGUAGACCUUACAGAUGGACUCAAUAACUUCAACGACAGCCAAAAAACUGAAAACAAACUCUCUGAAGUCAAGGUGGAUGUUGGGCUGAAAGAAAAGAGGAUAGAUACUCUACAAGAGAAAUUAUCAGAGCUUAAGCAACUUGGUGGUGGCCAGGAUGCCCCUGCUAAACUGCAGGUCAUGGAGACAGACCUCAGAAGGAAGAUUAGUAACAUCAAAGAGUUGUGUGAUCAAGCCAGGAACAACCUUCAAGAUUUCUGCUCUCAGAAGAAACAGCUCGAGGACUUUCUUUCUCAUAUGUCUGAGUGGUUUAAGAACAUGGAAAGAUCUUUGCUGGAUUCGCCCUGUGGAACAGCUCCAGAAGAGAUCUGCAGAGUGAAGGAGAUCCAGAAAGAACUCCAGAACCAGCAGAUAAGUAUCGACUCGGCCAGGGAGAGUCUGAACGCACUUUGCAGAAAAUACCCAUCUGAGGAACUGACUGGUCUGGGUUCAUCUCUGACUGACCUCAUCAAGAAAUAUGAAACAGUCAAUCAGCUCUGUGUUAAAAAACUCACAUCCAUGCAGCAUGGCCUCCAGCAACACUUCAAUGAUCUUGUAAAGGACUUUCAUAUAUGGUUGUCUGGACAGAAAGACAUUGUGAGAGAAUGCUCUGAUCAUUCUGGUGACAUGAGUGUAGUUGACCGCAAAUUACAAAAAUUAAAGGGAGCUCUGGAACGGGUAGAUGAUGGAGACAGCCGUCUAACACAAGUGUGUACGGAGGGAGAAAAGCUUCUUCUUCAUCUUCCCAAAGCCAGUGCGGGACAGGUGCAGCAGAACCUUUCGUCUAUCCAGCAGGACUGGGACAGCUAUGUGGAGCAGUGUAAACAGAACCAGCAAAACCUGGAGGAGAGCGCCAGUCUUCUCAGCAGCUUUGAGAGCUGUCUGCAGAGGCUGACCCGAUGGUUGGAGAGGAUGGAUGUGAGGCUGAGCACGGAGCUGUCCGAGGGCAGACACAGUGACCAGGAGAAAGCUGUGCUCGAGCGUGUGGAGGAAUUCCAACAUGAAGUGCUUAAAGAGAGAGACUCGUUUGAGAGUUUGUGUCAGGAAGCUCAGGCUCUGAAUGCAGGAGGUCACGGCAGUGGGGCGGAGGUGCGGGUGUCAGCGCAGCUGCAGUUGCAGCAUCAGGCACUUCUCAAGGCAGUGAGAGAGAGACUGCGUGUAUGUCAGCUGAGCCUGCAGGAGCAGCAGAACUUUGAGGAGAUGUUACAGAGCACAUGGGUCUGGCUCAGUGGGGUACAGGAACGACACACUGCUCUCAACAGCACCAGCGGGAAUAAAGAGACUCUGGAAAAGAGACUGGGACUGGUGCAGGACAUCUUGCUGAUGAAGGGUGAGGGAGAAGUAAAGCUCAAUAUGACAGUAGGGAAGGGAGAGCAAGUACUGAAGAACUGCAGUCGAGAUAAACAGGAAGUCAUUCGCUCUCAGCUCAAGAGUCUGAAGGAUUCCUGGGCGAACAUCCUCAUGACCGCCAUGAGCUGUCACAGUCGUCUGGAGUGGACCGUGGCUCAGUGGGGCAGUUUUCUGGAGAGUAAAGCUCAGAUACAGCAGUGGAUGGAGAUGGUGGAGCAGGAGGUGGGAGUGGCUCUGCCUCAACAGCCCGGACUGAAAGAGAAGGCCUUACUGCUGGAGCGUCUGCGGGCCAUUCAGGCAGAUGUUGAGGGCCAUUCAUCAGCACUGACCCGUCUCAAUGAGAAAGCCACGGAGCUGUAUGAGAAGACAGGAGAUCAGACUUUUGCAGAGGAACCAAAAGCUGAGUUAAAUUCCCAGUUUACCAAUAUCUCAGCAGUCCUUAAGAGUAAAGUACAACAAAUGGAGGAGAUCGUCAAAGAGCACAAGCAAUACAUGGAAUCAGUGCGUGAACUCAAUGACUGGCUAACCUCGGCUAAAGAAGAGCUUCAGUGCUGGUCAGACAUGUCCGGAGAUGCUGCUUCUGUUCAGAGGAAGCUCUCCAAAGUUAGGGAGCUGUUAGACUCCAGGGAGCACGGACGCCAGCAUCUGUCCUGUGUGCAGCGUUGCGGGGCCUUAACACGUGACCACACGUCCACGGUGGGCUGUGAGGUUCUGGAGCGGGAGGAGGCAGGGUUGAUGUCGGCCUGGGAACAAUGGGAACGAGGAGCCAAACAUGUAUGCUCCAGUCUGGAGGGGGUUCUGGCUCAGAUGGCAAACUCAGAGCAGGAGUUUAACAGUUCAGCUGCACAGCUGGAACAGGACCUGCAGGAGUUCAGCUGCAAGCUGCAUGAGUGGCGGGACAAACUGCAGCAGGUGGAGGAUAUGACAUCCAGUGAAGAGGCUGUACAGGGCUGGCAUAUAGCGAAGGACACUCUGGAAGCACUGCUGAAUGUGGAGCCCAUGUCUGACAAUCUGAAGUCUCAGCUGAAUGAUCUGUGCCGUUUCUCUAGAGAUCUGGGAGCUCAAUCUGAGAGAGUGUCCACCCUCAUCAAAGAGUACAACAGUCUUAGUUUCCAGGCGUCUCGAGAGUGCCGGGGAAAGGAGAAACUUCUGGAGCAGAGGUUUCGUGCUGCUUUCCGAGACUUCCAGCAGUGGCUGGUCAAUGCGAAAAUCACCACAGCCAAAUGUUUUGAUGUGCCUCAGAAUCUCGCAGAUGCAUCAUCUAGCCUGCAGAAGAUCCAGGAGUUUCUGAGUGACCGAGAGCAGGGUCAUGGCAAACUGAACACAGUGGCUGCCAGUGGAGAGUUACUAAUGAGCAUCACUUCUAAAGACAGAGUGGAGUCUGUCAGAGGCAAAAGCAACACAGCCAGAGAAGACUGGAAAACACUCAUGACAAACCUGCAUCAGAGAGAGAAUGCCUUACAGAAUCUUCAGGCUCAGAUGAGAGACUUUGAAAUGAGUGUGGAGCCGCUCCAAGAUUGGUUAAAUGAAACAGAGGAAGCUGUGCAGGAGAGCAGCAGUCGACUGCAUGAUCUCACAGCUAAGAAACAGGAACUGCACAGGUUACAGUCUCUGCUAGAGGAGUUAGCCUCUAAGGAGUGUCAGCUGAGCAGGUUGAGGGAGAAGGCCCAGCAGCUGUGGGACGGACACACGGCCGGAAAGGGCUUUGUGCACCGUGUCUCACAGCUCUCAGCUCAGUUCCUAGCAUUAAACAACCUGACCAAGGAAAAAGCAUCUCAAAUCGACCGUAUUGUGUCCGAGCACCAGCUGUUCUCUCAGGGGCUGAAGGAACUGCAGAAUUGGGUCGCUGAUACGAGUAAUAUGCUACAAACCUACUGCUCUCCAACUGCUGACAAGAACGUUCUGGACAGCAGGAUGAUCAAACUUGAGGCUUUGCUGACAGCACGUCAAGAGAAGGAGAUCCAGCUGAAAAUGCUGCAGACGAGAGGAGAGUCAGUGCAGAGAUACACUUCAGCUGAGGGUGUACCACUGGUGCGCAAACAAAUCGAAGACCUCAAGGAUUCCUGGGAUGGACUGCUGUCUGCAUCUAUUCAAUGCAAAAGUCAACUGGAAGGUGCUCUCUCACAGUGGACCAGUUAUCAAGAGGAUGUGUGUCAGUUUGUGAGCUGGACGGUGAUGGUGGAAGAGACUUUAAACGCAGCAGACAAGCAAUGCUCUGAGAUGAGGGACAAAACUGCCAACCUGGGCAAAGCCAAAUUGCUCUAUGAGGACGUUUCAAGUCACAGCAGCGUUCUGGAUGUCAUAUCCAUGAAGGGCUCCAAUAUGGCAGAGCACUAUGUCACCCAACUAGAGAUUCAGGACUUGCAAGAGCGCUACAGCAUUGUCAAAGAUAAAGCCCAGUGUGCGGUUGCUAAAGCAGAAGAGCUGGUGUCUGCUCAUCAGGAGUACCAGCGAAGUCUACAUGAGUUUAAAGACUGGCUAGAACGGCAGCAGGAGAGAUUGAGCUGCUACACACAGCUGGAGGAAGAUAUUGAGACUCUGGAGGACACACUUCGCAAACUACAGGAGUUGCAGAUUCACUGCUCAGAGGGUCAAGCUCUGCUCAACUCCCUGCUGGUGACCCGAGAGCAGGUAAUUCCCUGGGGUGUUCCUCAAUUAGAAGACAGAUGUCUGGAGACGGUGCAGCAGGACUGGGCAUCCUAUCAGGCCCGGCUGGGUGAGACCCGGUCUCUACUCAACAGCACUCUGGCUAAACUGCGUCAGAUUGAGCAGAAGUUCCAGCGGCUUGAUAAUUGGCUGAAAGGGAUAGAGAGUAAAGGACAGUUACGCUCCGGUCGUCGAUCUGAUAGAGCUACAAAAGAGGCUCAGCUGCAGCUCCUGAAGGGUUGGCAUGAGGAGGUGCUGGUGUAUCAGGAGGAGAUUGAGGGUCUCAGUGUUCUAGCUCAACAGGUUUUAGAAGAGACCCCCAUCAGCAGUCGAGUGAGCAGCAGAGCUACACAGCUCACGUCACGCUACCACGCUCUGCUACUACACCUACUGGACACUAUUAAGCAGCUGAAAGAGGAAGUGUCCAGCAUUGAAGAGGCUCAGAGUGUCUUCAGCACCUUCUCUGAUUGGUUGAACACAGCUCAAAAGAACUUCAGUAGUGUGACCGUCACCACCAUUGAUGUGGUCGAUCGUGUUGCCGUGGAGAAGAAGAUGAAAAAACUAGAGGCCCUGCAGGGUGAAAUGGAGCUAGGUCAUACAUUCCUGAAGACCAUGCGUGAAAAGACAGAUCGUGCCAUGACGUUCCUUGAGGAACCAGAGGCAGAGCAUCUCAGGGAGGAAGUGGACACCCGACUUUCCCAACUGGAGACAUUGAUCAGAGCUCUGCGGUCAGAGCUCAGUGCCACAGAGAAAUCCAUACAGCUCUCCAAAGACUUCCUGGACAAAUAUAAAGCUCAAACACAGUGGCUUACAGAGACUAAAUCAUUGCUGGCUUCUCCUGUGGAGCAAAAGGCUGAACUUUACCAAAAGAAGGCCCAAUUAGCCAAAUAUAAGACAAUCCUGCACACCAUACAAUCCCACGAAUCAGCCAUCAAAUCUGUUAUUGAGAAAGGAGAUGCUCUUCUAGAAACAAUCCGGGACUCGUCUAUCAGUGAGAACAUCGGCAAGCUGAAAACCGACUAUGAAGAUCUUUGCAAUGAUGCCAAGGUCCGUGUGCAAAGCUUGACAGAGAGCGUCAGAGAACAUGAGGACUAUAACAGUGAACUACAGGAAGUGGAGAAGUGGCUGCUACAGAUGUCCAGCAGAUUAGUAACCUCUGAUUCCAUGCAAAGUGGAAAUCUAGAGACGGCAACACAACAGCUAGCCAGACACAAAGCAAUAAUGGAGGAGAUAGCCGGCUUUGAGGAGCGUUUGAAUGUUCUGAAGAAGAAAGGUGAUCGUCUCACUAGCAAUUGCUCGGAGCAAGUCCAGGCAAAGAUAGGUCAACAGAUCCAGGCACACCAGCAGGGAACCAGAGACAGUUAUUCAGCUAUCUGCAGCACAGCUCAGCGUGUGUAUCAGAGUCUGGACCGGGAGCUAGAGAAGCACGUCAGCCAUCAGGACACACUUCAGCAGUGUCAAACGUGGCUGUCCACUGUUGAAAAGGAGAUCCAGCUGCAGGCACUGACUCCCUAUGGCCUUCAAGAGGCUCUGAAACAGGUGAAACACUUUAGGGCCUUACAGGAACAGGCCGGCACUUACCUGGACCUGGUUUGUUCAGUAUGCGAUUUAUCUGAUGAAGCUGUGAGAGGAACUGCUGCCAAAAUACAGCAAACUAAAACAAUGAUUGAGGAGAGGAUGUCCACGUCUCAAGAGCUGUCAGAGAGUUGGAAGGAGAUUAAGGAACAGAAGCAGGAACUGUCAACACUUUUUCAGGACAUGGAACAGCAAUUGCAAAGUCUCUCCAGGAGACCUGCUGAGCUCGAGCCCAAGAUUGCUCAGAACAUGCUGGAUCAAGCCAAAGAGUUUGGCCAGCAGCUUCAAAGCAGACAGAGCACUCUGACUAAGAUGACAGAGCUUGUGAGUAAGCUGACUGAAGGGAAGGAGUCUCCUGAGCAUACAGAGAUUGGUCGACUGAGUCAUAUAUGGCUGGAACUGUGCCAUCAAGCCAACAAACUGCAGUCUCAGAGAGAGGAAGAUCUGCAGAGAACUAAAGAGUACCAUGACUGCAUCAGUGCCAUGGAAGCCCUAUUUGAACAGGUGUCCAAAGAAUGUGACAACCUGGCCAGAACUGAUGCUGAGAGCUCAUCUGAACAUUUGGAGGCUCUUCGAAACCUCUCCGUUGUUCUCAAAGAGAAGAAAAGCACUCUUGAGAACCUAAGAGACCAGAAGCAAAAGGUGAUGUACCAUCUAAAUCUGGAUGACAAAGAGCUGGUGAAAGAGCAGAUCGGACACUUUGAGCAGCGAUGGGCCCAUCUGGAGAGCCUCAUUGAGAGGAAGAUCCAAGAUUCCAUUGUGACUCUUGAAGACAUGGCCCAAGUCGAGGCCCGCUUGAGGGAUGCUCGAGAAUGGGCCGAGGAGCAGCAGCCUUCCCUGUCUAAAGCCAUGAAGAUGAGCCCUCCACCUGAGCUGGCACAGAGUUUUCUCUUCGACCAUCUCAUCAUAUGCAGUGAGAUGGAAGCCAAGCAGCUUCUAUUAACCCAAGCUAUGAGUGAUGCAGAUAGAGUAUUAGCACAUUUAGGUCUAAAUGAAAGGCAAAGACUGCAGCAAUUGAUCUCAGAAACUCAAGCAGAGGUAGAGUUACUAAGCCUCAAAGUGGCUCAACGCAGAAAACAUCUAAGCAAAGCCUUCACUGAAAGGACCCAGUUCUUAUUGGCUGUGAACCAAGCAAUCACCUGGGUCCAACAGAAUAAGAAGAAAGCACAGGCGGAGGAGUACAUAGCCCUACUUCCUGAUGACCUAUCUAAGCAGUUAAGAACUUGCAGGAACAUCCAGAGUAGCUUGAGGGCCUACCAGAGCGAGCUGACCUCCCUAUGGUCCCAAGGAAGGGAUCUAAUGAAAGACGUCACUGAGGAAGAGAAAUCAGAGAUGCUAAAUAAACUCCAAGAACUGCAGAAUAUCUUUGAGGUUGCCCUUCAGAAGUGUAGCCAAAGGCUUCAGGAACUGGAGAAAGUUCUGGUAACCAGGAAAUACUUUAAAGCAGAUCUAGAGAAGAUAUGCCAGUUGUUGAAGCAAGCAGAUAUUGUUACAUUCCCGGAGAUAAACCUCAUGAAUGGAGAUGUGGAAUUAAGAUCACAGCUUACAAAGUACCAACAAAUAUUGGAUCAAGCCAUGGAAUAUGAGAAUCUCCUGCUAACCGUGCAAAGAACAGGUCAAGAAAUACUUCCCUCUCUGAAUGAAGUGGACCACUGUUAUUUGGACGAGAAAUUGAGUGCUCUUCCUCAACAGUACAAUAAUAUAUUGGCACUAGCCAAAGAGAAACAGGAGAAAAUACAGCAAGCCAUUCUUGCCCGACGAGAGUACGCCUCCUUUAUUGACGUGACUCACAAAGCACUGAAAGAACUUGAGGAGCAGUUCCAUAACUUGGGGAUGCAGUCUGUUGGCCUAAAGACAGAAGAAGUUGUCAGUCUACAAGCAGAUUACAAAGUGCUCCUGGAGGAGUUGACCAGUCUCGGUCAAGCCGUCAGUGAGCUUAACCAGAAAAAAGAGGGUUUCCGAAGCACCGGUCAACCUUGGAGGCCCGAAGACAUGACCCAACUGGUCAGCCUUUACAACGGCCUCAAGAGAUUGAUCGAACAAAAGGUGGAACAUCUUGACGACACUCUGGAAUCAUUUGAAGACCAUCAAGCCAUGGCUAUGCAGGUUGACUCGGAGCUGAAGGCCACCAAAGAGCAACUGGUCAAGGUAAAUGCUGAGGCUCAGUCAGCUGAGGAGCGACUGAAGAACUAUCAUGCCCUGGCAGCUAGUCUUCAAGGUGCCAGCUCUCACCUUACCCGAUUCAUGGAGCAGAUGGAUAACCUGGCAUCUCACAUGGAUCAAGCCGCCCAUGAGGCCUCAAAACAGCGGGUGACCUCUUGGCAGGACGAGCUUCAGUCCCUACAGUCAGCUGUUGGGGAACUGAUUGUUGAGUGCGAGAACAGGUUUGUGCAGAGUAAAGACUUUGAGAGCGAAGUCAGUCGGACCUUAACUUGGCUGCAGCAAAUCAGAGAUGAGCUUGGCUCUGCAGUGUUGGUUGACGUCAAGGUUGAGAAGGUCCAGGAGCAAAUCAGGAAGCAACAGAUCAUGCAAGAGGAAGUCCAGUCGAGAUUGAGGAUAGUAGCAGCUCUGAGCACAAGAGAGAAACAGAAGUACACAAGUGCUAAUGAACUUGUCCCUGCUCAUGUGGACUCAAGUUUACAAGAGAUGGCCGAGCUGGAGGCUGAUGUUCUACGUGCCCUCAGCUCAAAACAGAUUACUCUAGAACAAGCACUCGCGUUGUGUCAGAAGUAUCACUCCAGAAUGCGAGCCGCAUGUGAGUGGCUGGAGGACGCUGUGGGAUUCUUGCAGCAGGCCAGUCUUGGCGUGGAUGUGGAAAACUAUGAGGAAUGCCUGAGGCAACAAGAAGAUAUCAUGGCAACUGAGCAGGAGUUCCUAGGUGUUCUUGAGGAGCUGGAAUCUUUACCUCCUCAAUUGGAGAACCUGGUCAACCCUACAGCCAAAGAACAGCUUCGACUCAGUGUAGAGUCUGCUCAGCAGAGGGGAGUGGAAAUCAGAGACCAGCUACAGUGUCACCAAGAUACCUUACACAGCUGUGUUGCCCAAUGGAAUGCUUAUCAGGAGGCCAGACAGACAGUCAUUGAGCUGAUGAAUGAGGUGGAGAAGAAACUAACAGAGUUCUCCACAGCCAAGGCUGCAACGAGCCAAGAAGCAGAGGAGAAACUCAAGAGUCAUAAGUCGUUGGUCUCCAUGGUGAACAGUUUCCAGGAAAAGCUGACUGGUUUGGAGGAACAAGCAUCCCAGUUAGAGCUGAUUGGAAGUGACGCUAGUAAAGCCACCAUCAGUCGCUCCAUGACCACAGUGUGGCAACGCUGGACCAGAUUACGCAGUGUAGCACGAGGCCAGGAGAGGGUGCUGGAGGAUACAGCUCAUGAAUGGAGGACAUUCAGGGAAAAGAUGAUGAAGGUGAGAGCCAUAACAGAAGAACUAAAGGGCUGUGUCACUGAUUGCAACAUUGAGAAAGCAUCUAAAGCCACACUACAGUCACAUCUGGACCAGUAUGAGCUGGUCUCUCAGGAUUUGGAGAGGGAGCUGUCUUCUCUAACUCUCUUACGUCAGUACGCUCUCAGCCUGCUACAUGAUGUGGAGGUAUCGGUGCCAACAGCUGAUCAUGACCAGUUGCCCAGUGUGAAGGAAAUCAAAGCUUUUCAAGAUCAGCUUGAGAGUCUAUUGCAGAAAGCCAAGACAGGAAAGAGUCGAGUUCAGCAGGAACUAUCAGACAGAGAGAGUGUGGAGAGAGGACUCAGUCUGGUCAGGAGCUGGAUCCAGGACUCUAGAGAGCUUUUGCUGAAUCCCACGUCUGAUCUGGAUAUUCUGACACAAGAACUGGAGGUGAUGCAUGGAGAGCUGAUUGCUCACCGCCAGAAUGUAGACAAGCUUGCAGAACAGCAGCAGAGUAAAUACUUAGACCUGUAUACCAUUCUACCAUCAGAGAUCUCCAUGCAACUGGCUGAAGUGUCCCUGGCCCUGGGAUCCAUUGAGGAUCAGGUUCAAGCCAAGGAGAGAGACAUCCAGAAGACCAGAGUAAUCAAAGAAGAGUUCAAUUCCAGAAUCCAUGACGUAUCUGAAAAAAUAAAGGCCAUCUCUACCACUCUGAAGGAAAAGGCCACUGAUAUCGAUCAAGCAAAAGAUGAGGCCAGACGUCUUUGUGAUGAACUUGACAUUUGCGGAAGAACUCUAGCUGAACUUGACACUGCAGUCCAAGACUUUGGUCGCCGUAACCCUCUAAUAGCCAGACAGCUGGGUGAUGCCAUCGCUAAAUUACGAGAAAUCCAUCAUCACACUCUUCGGCAGGCGGAGUAUAAGACCAUAUGUCUGAAAAAGGCUGAUGCCCAUCUAGAUGAAUACAAUGAGAUGUUUGAAUUCAUAGUAAAGUGGACAGAGAGAGCCGGGAGUCUAGUGAAGGCCAACAUCAUCUGGAACUCUUCGUCUCACCUACAAGAGCAGAUCAGAAUGUAUCAGUCUGUUUUGCAUGAAUCACGUGAGAUUCAUGGUGACCUGGAGUCCAUGCAGGAGAAGAUGGAGAUCCUAGCUGAGACGCUGCAGGUGGAGGCCAUGGGUCAGCAGGUGUCAGAACUGAGCCGUCACACUGAAGAACUGGAGCAGAGCAUAAGAUCACGACUGCAGGGCCUACAGGAUGCAGCAAAGGAUAUGGAGAGGUUUGAGGGUGAAGUGAAGACCCUGCAUGUUUCUUUGGAACAGGUCCAAGCCACUCUCACGUCUCCAGAAGUGGCCCGUCUGAGUCUAAAAGAACAACUGACUCAAAGACAGCGUUUGUUGACUGACAUGGAGAGCUUCAAGCAGCAGGUAGAGGCGGUGCAGGAGUGUCAGAGUGCUCUGAGAGUUCCUGAGGAGGUGGUCACCAGUCUGUCCAUCUGUCGCACUGCUCUGAGUCUGCAGCAGGAGGCCAGCCAACUGCAGCACACCGCCAUACAGCAGUGCAACAUCCUGCAGGAGGCGGUAGUACAGUAUGAACAGUAUGAACAGGAAGUGAGGAAUCUGCAGUCCAUGAUUGAAGAUGCUCAUCGGGUCAUUCAGGAUCAGCCUGUGAACACCAGCAACAUCCAAGAGUUGCAGGCUCAGAUUCACCAUCAUGAGGAGUUGGCCCAGAAGAUCAAGGGAUAUCAGGAGCAGAUUGUAUCACUGAACUCCAAGUGUAAGAUGUUGACAGUGAAAGUCAAACAUGCCACCACACUCCUGACUGUGACUGAUUUAACCGAGAGCCUGGAGGAACUGGAUGGUGAUGCUUCUAAAAGAAAACAGACUCAGUCUCAAGCCCCGAUGUUGUCUGGUCGCUGUCUCUCUCUCCUGUCUCCUGUGACAGAGGAGUCUGGUGAGGAUGGCACCAGCAGUGAAAUCUGUUCUCCUGCUUUCUGUCGAUCUCCUUCUCCUAUCACUAACACUGAAGCAACCUUUAGCAAGAUGUCCAUGGGACGGGCCACUCUCACCAAAGCGCCCAUCCAGGAGCUGUACAAUCCCACACUGGAGUCUGUGGCCAGUUUAGAUGGUCUUCAGCGCUCGUGGGAGACCCUGAAAAAUGUGAUAAGUGAAAAGCAAAAGACUCUUUAUGAGGCCCUGGAGAAACAACAGUGUUAUCAGGGCUCUCUACAGUCCAUCUCUGCUAAAAUGGAGUCCAUCGAGACCAGACUAAAUGAGCCCCCAAUGCUUGAUCUGAGUCCUGAUAGACAAAUGGUCCUUCAUCAGAAUCAGAUGGAAGAAAUUGUGAUGCUGCAGGAUAAUAUCAAUGAGCUCCAGUCCAGCUUCACAGAAGAGCUGAUCUCUGACGCUGUGGACUCCACAGAUCAUCUAGCCAUGCAGUCCACACUCACUGUGCUGGCGGAGAGGAUGGCCACCAUCCACAUGAAAGCUUCUGGAAAACGACAGCUUCUGGAGGAGCGACUGAGUGAGCGAUUGGAAAAGCAGCAGCAGGCACAGGCUUUACAACGUUACCUUAACCAGGCUGACCAGCUGGACCAAUGGCUGCAGAGCACUCAUGGUGACCUUACUUCGUGUUCACAGGACUCAAACAUGGAAGAGCAACUCAAACACUGCCAGAACAUGCUGUUGGAAAACGAAGAGAAGGUUCUGGCUCUCUCAGAGCUCUCCAGACACAGUGAGACCCUGCUGCUGGAAGGCCAACUGGAGAACAGAGAGGACGCCGAGCAGCUGGCCAGGAAAUUGUGUAUGCUGAAGGGGAGCCUGCUCGAGCUGCAGAGGAUGCUGCAAGACAAACAGAUCAACAUCCAGGAUUCCCUUCAAGAGCCGUCAGACUCCAGUGAAUCAGACUCAAGUCUCUCUCAGAGUCCAAACAUGCAGGAUUGGCUGGCUCAUGCACGCUCAACACGCAGCCUUCAACACCAGGAUACCCUCCAGAAACAGAAGAGCAAGAUGUUUGAGCCCACACUGCUCCAGGUGGACUGUUUGUUUAGUAGAAAAUGCACUGUAAGUCACUUUGGAUAUUUGCCAAAUCAGGAGCUUGAGGAGCAACUUGCAGAGCAGAAGAAGCUACUGAAAUCUGUAGCCUGUCGUGGAGAGGAGAUUCUUACCCAGCAAGCAUCACCCGUCAGUGCCAGUGUGACGGAGACACUCUCGCCUGAUCUAGAGUUGGAAGGAGACAGUCAGACCGUAAAGAAGCAGAGGAGGAAGAGAUGGGAGAGCCUGAAAAAAGACAUGGCCACCAAACUACAGCUCCUGAUGAAAACAAUUGAGCAAGACCGCAAGCAGCCGGUUUACUCCAGAAAUGCAUGUGUGAAGACAGCAGGACUAGUUUAUAAAAGAGAGACUCCUGUCCAGGACAAAUCCACUCUAAUGUCCAUGCACAGUGGAUUCAGUCAGACUGUAAAGGACAUGAACCCUCAGUCUACAGAGAGAGAAGUCAUUCAAAUGGAGCAGCAGCUUUAUACAGCAGUCACAGCCACUUCCUCUUGGGUGGAUGAUGUGGAGAACACACUGUUUUCUAGCCCUGCGUUACUGACGGAGAACCCUGACUCACAGCUCUCCAACCAUGAGACAUUAGGAAAAGAAGUGACAGAGGUGACCAGAGAGGUCAGUCAAAGUCAGGGGCUGCUAGGGGGAGGUCUGGGUCUAUCUGAAGAGGAGCAGGCCCUGAUGAAAGACACCCUCGACUGUCUGACCCGGCGUCUGGGAGCACUGGACUCGGCACUGGAGCACCGCUGUGACACCAUGCGGAGCAAAAUGUGGGAGCUCACCGCUUUCCAGACUGAGUUGCAGCAUCUGUUUACUGCGCUUGGUGAAAGCAAAUUCCAGAUUAUCCAGAAAUUGGCAGGAGUUGUUGAUCAUACAGCACCCAAACAGUUUGAAACUAUUGCCGAGGCAGAGGAGACGCUGAAAGACUUUGAGCAUAAAAUAACAGAGCUGAAAGCCAGAGGGGCGGAGCUACAACCAGACCAGUUCUCCACCAAUGAGCUACUGAAACUACAGGAUGCUUAUGAGGAUCUGGUGAUGACUGUUGGCUCUUGGCGGAGUGGGCUGAACCAGAAUAUGGCGCUAAAGAACCAGUAUGAGCGAGUUCUGCAGGAUCUGAUUGAUCUGGUGGACACUGCUCAGGACAAGAUGACCGCUGACCAGAAGAUGAUUGCCAGCUCAGUGGAGGACGUGCAAAACCUUCUAGACAAACACAAGGAGUUUUUUCAAGGCUUGGAGUGGCAUAUGGUCCUCACCGAAAUGUUUUACAAGAAAAUUAGUGCCUUUGUUUUGCCACGUGAGCGUCAGACUCUGGAGGAGACACUCGCUCGAGCUCAGGACGUUCUUAAACAAGCACACAAGAGAGGAGUUGAGCUACAGUGCAUCUCGGAGACAUGGAGUCACCUAGUUUUGGACUACCAGACUCUGUUCCGGAUGCUGGAGGCAGUUGAGGGCAGUCUGCCGAGCGUAGGCCUGGAGGAAGAAACUGAGGAGAAGCUGACUAAGAGAAUUGAGCUCUAUCAGGCCCUGAAGCCCAGUCUGAUGGAGCACCAACACAGAUUAUAUCAGGUGCUAGAGGAGGGCAAGCAGCUUCUGUCAUAUGUGAGCUGCCCCAGCCUGGAGAACCAGCUUACUCUUUUGGGUGAACACUGGCUGAACAACACCACCACAGUCAACCAGGAGUUGCAGCGCCUGGACUCCAUCCUGAAGCACUGGACCAGGUAUAAGUGUGAGUCUGUUGAACUGAGCCGCUGGCUACAGGAAGCUUUGGAGCGUUUGGAGUUCUGGAACACACAGUCUGUGGCUGGUCCUCAGGAACUGGAGACCCUUAAAGACCAGCUUUCGGCUUUUCUGGAGUUCAGUAAGGAGGUGGAAACUCGCUCUAGUCUGAAGACCUCAGUACUAAAUGAAGGAAACCAGCUGCUCAGACUGAAAAAGAUGGACACUGCAUCUCUGAGGUCUGAACUCGCCCACUUGGACUCACAGUGGGCUGAACUGGUCGCCCGCAUUCCUGUGGUACACGAGAAACUCCACCAGUCUCAGAUGGAUAAGCUGGCAUCUCGUCAAGCUAUCGCUGAGCUUGUGAACUGGAUUUCACUGAUGGAGAGAGUCAUAGAAGAGGAUGAAGAAAAUCUCAAAGGGGCUGUUGGGUCAAAUGUCAUCCAAGAGUACCUGCAGCGUUACAAGGGCUUCAGAGUGGAUGUGAACUGUAAGCAGCUCACUGUGGACUUUGUGAAUCAGUCAGUGCCGCAGAUCAGUGGUCAGGACGCGGAGAGCAAACGCAGUGAUAAGACGGAUUUCGCAGAGAAAUUAGGUGCCAUGAACUGCCGCUGGCAGAUACUGCAGACACGCAUCACAGAGAGGGUGCAAUACCUGGAGGGCUUGCUGGCAUCCUGGGUGGAAUAUGAGGGGAAAGUUCAGAGUCUUCAGGCAUGGCUGUGCACUCAGGAGGACAGACUCAAGAGGAAACACAAGACUGAGAACAUAUCUUCAGUGCAGAAUGCCAUCAAAGACUGCCAGGAGAUUGAGGAGAUGAUAAAGGAGAAGGAGAGGGAGUUGGAAAGAGUGGAGGAACAGGCCUGUGCUCUCGUUCAAAACAAGACCGAUGAAGCCUGUGCUGUUGUCAUGGAAACACUCCAAGCCCUCAAUAACACAUGGGCCAACCUGGACCACUUGAUCGGGCAGCUGAAGAUCAGUCUGAAGUCAGUACAGGACAAGUGGAGUCAGUACAAACAAGCGUCUGAAGAGAUCAACAGUCACCUAACGGAGGGACGAUACUCUGUGUCCCGCUAUCGUCUGCUCACUGGAUCUCUGGAGGCAUCACAACUACAGGUGGAGAAUCUAAAGAAUUUGCAAGAGGAUCUUGAAGAGCAGGAGAGCAGUUUGAGAAAGUUUGGUGCCAUUACACAUCAGCUACUGGAGGAAUGCCAUCCUUCUGUGUCUGACUCACUCAAUAGCACGCUCAAAGACAUCAACGCCAGGUGGAACAGUCUGCAGGAGGAGAUCGUGGAGCGUCUGAAGAGCAGUAAGGCUCUCCUGCAGCUCUGGCAGAAUUAUAAAGAUCUUUAUGGACAGAGUGAGUCCAGUGUGCAGAGCUCAGAGGAGAGAGCAAACCAGCUGCUGAAGACUGCCAGUCGGAAAGACAUUACAGAGGAAGAGGUGUCCAUGUGGAUCCAAGACUGUUCUGAUUUGCUACGCUCUCAGGCUCCAGUCCAGGCAUCUCUGCAUGUCUUACUGGAGUUGGGAGAGCAGCUCAAACAGCAAGUGGACACGUCAGCUGUGGCCUCCAUCCAGUCUGAUCACCUUUCACUCACUCAACGCCUAAGCGCUGUUGCGCAGAGUCUGAGCAGACAGCAGGUGGCGCUGCAGGCUGGAGUUCGGGAUUAUGAGACCUUUAACGAGCUGUUGGACUCUCUGUCCCGCUGGAUUGUGGAAGCCGAGGUGGCCCUCAAAAGCCAAGAUCCGAACGGUUCCUCUGACCAGUCACUGAUCCAAGACUGUAUGGAGGAACUCAAGAAACAGAUGCUGAAGUUCAGCAGCAUGGCUCCUGAUCUGGAAAGACUGAAUGAUCUGGGUUACAGACUUCCUCUCAAUGACUCUGAGAUCAAACGCAUGCAGAACCUCAACAGAAGCUGGUCCAACACCUCAGCUCAAACCACAGAGAGAUUCAGUAAACUCCAGGCCCUUCUACUGCAGCAACAGACAUUUCUGGAGAAGUGUGAGACAUGGAUGGACUUCCUGGUGCAGACGGAGGAGAAACUGGCCGUGGAGAUUUCCGGAAACUUCCAGAGUCUGAUGGAGCAGCAGAGAGCUCAUGAGUUGUUUCAGGCAGAGAUGUUCAGCAGACAACAGAUUCUACACUCCAUCAUCAGUGAUGGACAGCACUUGCUGGAGCAAGGACAAGUGGAAGACAGAGAUGAGUUUAAGCUGAAGUUGGCUCUUCUCAGUAACCAGUGGCAGGGUGUGGUGAGACGUGCUCAGCAGCGGAGGGGAAUCAUUGACAGUCUCCUCCGUCAGUGGCAGCUCUACAGGGAGAUGGGGGAAAAGCUUCGGAAGUGGUUGGUGGAAGUGUCCCAUCAGGCUGAAUCCCUGCAGGCGGGCACACCUAUACCUCUGCAGAAGGCACGAGCCAUGUUGGACGCUGUUCAGCUUCGAGAGAAGGUCCUGCAGAGGCAGCAGGGCAGUUACAUCUUGACAGUGGAGGCCGGGAGACAGCUGCUUCUGUCUGCAGACACACGUGCUGAAGCGACCCUACAGGAGGAGCUGCUGAACAUUCAGGAAUGCUGGAGACACGCUAACAUCCGACUGGAGGAGCAGAAGAAAGAGCUGGCUGUGCUGCUUAAGGAUUGGGAGAGAUGUGAGAAAGGCAUUGGAGGAUCUCUGGAGAAACUGAGAGCGUUUAAACGACAACUCUCCCAGUCGCUGCCAGAUCGCCACGAGGACCUGCAGUCUGAACAAAUGCGUUGCAAGGAUCUGGAGAGUAUGUUUGAUGGCUGGAAGGAGGAUCUGACUCACCUGACGUUGUUGAGAGAAUCUCUGUCCAGCUACAUCAGUUCUGAAGACCUGUGUGUGUUACAGGAGCGCAUUGAACUUCUACACCGCCAAUGGGAGGAGAUCUGUCACCAGUUGUGUCUGCGCAGGCAGCAGGUGAGUGAGAAGCUGAAUGAAUGGGCGAUCUUCAAUGACAAAUAUAAGGAGCUCUGUGAAUGGUUGACUCAUAUGGAAAGCAAAGUAUCUCAGAAUGGAGACAUCAGUAUUGAAGAGAUGAUUGAGAAACUACGAAAGGACUAUCAGGAGGAGGUGGCGAUGGCUCAGAAGAAUAAACAUGAGCUUCAGGAGUUGGGGGAGCGUUUAGCCCAGGCCAGUCUUGAGAGCAAAGCUUCUGACAUAGAACAAAAACUCAGCAAGCUCAAUGAACGCUGGCAGCACCUGCUUGACCUCAUAGGAGCCAGGGUGAAGAAGCUUCGGGAGACACUGGUGGCCGUACAGCAGCUGGAUAAUAACAUGAGCAGUCUGCGCUCCUGGCUCGCACACAUUGAGACCGAACUGUCUAGCCCCAUCAUCUACGGCACCUGCGACUUCCAAGAGAUCCAGAGAAAACUGGACCUGCAACAGGAGCUGCAGAGAGACAUGGAGAAGCACAGCACAGACGUGGCGUCCGUGCUGAAUCUGUGUGAAGUUCUCCUGCAUGACUGCGAUGCCUGCGCUACAGACGCUGAGUGUGACUCCAUCCAGCAGGCCACACGAAAUCUGGACCGCCGCUGGAGGUCCAUCUGUGCCAUGUCCAUGGAGAGGAGACUCAAAAUUGAGGAGACGUGGCGGCUUUGGCAGACGUUUCUCGAUGAUUUCUCGCGCUUUGAGGAGUGGCUAACUGUGUCGGAGAAGACCGCCGCUCUGCCAAACUCCUCUGGUGUCCUUUAUACUGUCGCCAAAGAGGAACUGAAGAAGUUUGAGACUUUCCAGCUUCAGAUGCAUGAAAGUUUGACUCAGCUGGAGUUGAUCAAUAAACAGUAUCAGCGGUUGGCACGUGAGAAUCGCACUGAUGCGGCCUGUUGUCUGCGGGAGAUGGCACACAAUGCCAACCAGCGCUGGGAUAAUCUACAGAGACGAGUGGCAUCAGUUCUUCGCAGACUCAAGCACUUUAUAAGUCAGCGUGAGGAGUUUGAGACAGCGCGGGACUGUAUUCUGGUGUGGUUGACAGAUAUGGACCUGCAAUUAACAAAUAUCGAGCAUUUCUCAGAAUGUGACGUUCAAGCCAAGAUCAAACAGCUGAGGGUGUUUCAGCAGGAAAUCUCUCUGAACACAGCAAAGAUUGACCACAUAUUCCAGCAGGGUAAAGCUCUGCUAGUGAAGAGUGAGCCGAUAGAUGCAGCUGUGAUUGAGGAAAUGCUGGAAGAACUACAGCGGUACUGCCAGGAAGUGUUUGGACGGGUUGAACGAUACUACAAGAAGCUGAUACGAUUACCGCUCACAGAUGAUGAACAUGACGUUUCGUACUUGGACCGUGAGCUUGAUCUGGACGAGACUGCUGACGUGUCCAGUUUUCCGUGGAGUGAACAUCUGGCUGACGGUCUGCUGUCCCCUCUGCCCUCCUCCAGUCAGUCUGCAUCACUCGCCGCUCCUGUACGGACCGAGUGCUCGGGCCGAGACACUCCGGCCAGCGUGGACUCCAUCCCUCUGGAGUGGGACCAUGACUACGACCUAAGCCGUGGUCUGGAGACUGCCACCAGAGCCCUGUCAUCUGAACCAGGAGAUCAAGGAGAAAAUGGAUACCUGCAAGGAUCUGCAUCAGCUCUCUCAGAUGUAGUGAUUCCAGAGAGUCCUGAAGCGUAUCUAAAACUUACAGUGCAAACGCUGAAGUCCAGCACUGGUGAUGCCGAGACUCAUAUCAGACAGCUGGAUAAAGCUUUGCACACCAGCUGCUUCCAUCUGCAGCAGACAGAGAACAUCAUACGCAGCCAAACCCCCACCGGCCCUGAACUGGACACCACAUAUAUGGGAUACAUGCGUCUGCUCGAAGAGUGUCAUGGCAGUAUAGACGCGGUAAAGCGAGUGGGAUUUGAGCUGAAAGAUGAGGAGGACAAGAUAUCUGGUUUCGUCGACCCCAACAGCUCAGAGUCCCAGACAUCGGGUGUGAUAGAGCGCUGGGAGCUGCUGCAGGCUCAGGCUCUCAGUAAAGAGCUGCGCAUGAAGCAAAACCUCCAGCAGUGGCAGCAGUUUAACUCGGAUCUGAACAGCAUCUGCAGCUGGCUGGACCAGACUGAGGAAGAACUGGAGCAGCAGCGAGGACUGGACCUCAGCACCGACAUACAGACCAUUGAGCAACGAAUUAGGAAACUAAAGGAGCUGCAGAAAGCUCUGGAUAAGCGUAAGGCCUUCGUGCUGUCCAUAAACCUGUGCAGCGGUGAGUUUGUGCAGUCAGACAGCGAGGAGGCACGAGACCUGCAGCGACGACUGAAGGAGAUGAACAAUCGCUGGGAACAUCUGAGCAGCUGUCUGGAUGAGUGGAGAAACGCUCUACAGGAAGCUCUGAUGCAGUGCCAGGAUUUCCAUGAGAUGAGUCAUGGUCUCCUCCUGUGGCUGGAGAAUAUUGACCGGAGAAGAAAUGAGAUCGUCCCUAUUGACCACACUCAGGACAGCGAUACCUUACAGGAGCAUCACAAAACACUUUUGCAAAUCCGUCUGGAGUUGCUGGACUCCCAGUUGAAGGUGGCGUCCCUGCAGGACAUGUCCCUACAGCUGCUGGUCCACUCAGAGGGCAGUGACUGUCUGGAAGCCAAAGAGAAGGUGCAUAUCAUCGGGAACCGUCUCAAACUGCUGCUGAAGGAGGUCAAUCGAGACAUUAGAGAGUUGCAGAAGACCCUGGACAUCACCAGCAGUCAACAGGAUCUGUCAUCUUGGUCAUCUGCUGAUGAGAUGGAUACAUCUAGUUCCGUGAGCCCUGUGUCUGGACGCAGCACUCCCAGUCGCCAGCGAUCGCCACGGGGCAAAAGUAGUCUGUCGCAGCCCGGAGAGUCUGUGAGCAGUCCACUUCACAGGUCUCGCAACGCCGCUGGAUCCGGUUCCUCCCAUUCUGACAAGGAAGAACCAUUGUCCUGGUGCAAAACCUUCCUGAAACGCGUCCUCUGGGCCGCACUGCCCCUGCAGCUCCUCCUGCUGCUGCUGGUGGUCGUGGCCUGCCUCAUGCCUACGUCUGAAGAAGACUACAGCUGUGCCCAACUCAACAACUUUGCCCGCUCCUUCCACCCCAUGCUUAGCUACACCAAAGGGCCUCCACCCAUAUGAGCCUAACAUGUUACUCGGAAUUGACAACUGCCAUAAUGAGUAGUUUGGCAGUGAAAAGUGAAUUAUUAUCGUGUCCUUGUAUAGCAAAAUACAGCUGCUGAUUUUAUAGUACAUCACCGAGUCUUGUGUAGAUGUUAGAAACAAGCCUAUUGCACUGAAAAUUUGAUAUGCUGUAAGACAGGUCAUUUUUAGUACUACACAUGUUCUUCCAAAUUUGAAAAACAAGGAAAAGAGUCUUUUUUUAGGAGAGCAUUAGAUAUUAACUCAACACUGGUACAGUUGAAAGAACUGAACGGUUGAUCGGGUUUAAAGACCUUUUUAAAUCAUGGAAAUGAUUUACUUUAUUGGAGAGAAUUGUGCAGAAUUGCUUGAAACAAAUGAACAACUUGUAAAAAAAUGGAGAAAAGAAAAAUUUAUGAACUCUAUAUUGCAAUUAUUUUUUUAUAUGUAUUUUUGGCAUGUGGUCAUCCUUUUGGUUUUAAAAUAAUCAUUUUAUUGGAAUUGCCAUUGUUGAUUUUUAAUUUUUGAUCUUGACUAACUUACUAUAAUAAUCAAGUUAACUGUGUCAUGAAUAUACUUUAUUGUAUGUUAACUACUGAUAUCAAAGAAAAGGAUAUGUAUGUUUAUACAGUUUGCUGAGGCUUGAGAAACCUUUGCAAUGAAAAUACACAUACAGUAUGAUAUACACAAAA
Molecule: messenger RNA, 27210 nt
Organism: Myxocyprinus asiaticus (Chinese sucker)
Lineage: Eukaryota; Metazoa; Chordata; Actinopteri; Cypriniformes; Catostomidae
Gene: syne1b
Product: spectrin repeat containing, nuclear envelope 1b
Exons: 144
Coding region: 110-26518 (8802 amino acids)
Cellular component (GO): membrane
Molecular function (GO): protein binding
Source: RefSeq, a predicted model, not a curated record